ACAAACACCUGGCCAGCCCGGCGGCGAUCAAAACGGCAGCGUGCAGGCCUCUUGCUGGUCCGCCGCCUGCUCUGCCCCGCUCAGUCCAGUCCAGCCCAGCCCAGCGCACUGCAUCGCCUACGCCGCCAGAGCAUCCCUCCCCCAUCCACUAUGGCUCGCCACUUUGACGACGAAACCUCCAGCCAGUUCUCCAUGGGAGAGUCUGAGCGCCGCAUGCUUUGCGAAUCCGAGUUUGAUGCUGCCGACGAGCGCUGGGAUGACUGGGAAGAGGACGAAGAGGCCGCCUCCUGCCCCUUCUGCAACUUCAAGGCCCAGCCGUCGUUUGUCUUUCAGCACUCCAAGGAGUUCCACAGCUUUGAUUUCGUGGCCAUCCGACGAGCCCUGUCGCUCGAUUUUUACGGCGGCAUCCGCCUCAUCAACUAUGUGCGAUCGCAGACCCUGGCCGGCACGCCCGUCUCCCAGGUCGAGAUUGUCCAGCAGGGACGCAAGGCCGAGUGGCUCAAAGGCGACGAAUAUCUGAAGCCUGUCAUCGACGACGACGGCCUGCUCUAUGCCUUCGAGGACGAGGAAGAGGACGACGAUUUGACCAAGAUCAUCAAAAAGUCGUCAUCGAAUGUACCGGGCGCGGCCGAGGGCCAGUCUGUCACUUCCGUCGAGCAGGAUCUGCGUGCUCGUCUGGCCGCCGCCGAACAGCGAGCCGCUCUGGCCGAGGCCCGACUGUCCGAGCUGACGACUGCCUUUGGGCAGUAUAAGGAGCUUGUCAAGAAGACCUUCUUGGAUGAGCGCCACAUCAAACCCUCGCAGCUGACUUCGGCCCCGAUCAAGCCCAAGGAGGACGACGAGGACGCGGAGUGGCAGAUGGACUACUACUUUGGCUCGUACGCUGAAACCGAGAUCCACCAGCAGAUGCUGAAGGAUCGAGUUCGGACCGAGAGCUAUCGCGAUUUCAUGUAUCACAACAAGAACAUCUUCAAGGACAAGGUUGUCCUGGACGUCGGAUGUGGGACGGGCAUCCUUUCGAUGUUUGCUGCUCGAUCGGGUGCCAAGCAGGUCAUCUCGGUCGACAACUCGACCAUCAUCAAGAAGGCUCGGAAAAUCGUUGCGGAAAACGAGUUGGACCAUAUCAUCACGUUCGUUCAGGGCAAGGUCGAGGACGUCAAGCUGCCUGUCGAGUCGGUCGAUAUUAUCAUCUCCGAGUGGAUGGGCUACUUUUUGCUCUUUGAAGGCAUGCUCGACUCUGUCCUGUCCGCCCGCGACAAGUGGCUGGCGCCCGAUGGCUUCCUUGCCCCGAGCCGGACCGAUAUCUUGAUUGCCGCCAUGGACGACUCGGACUACAUCAACGACAACUUCCACUUCUGGAACGACGUUUACGGAUUCAAGAUGACGCUGAUGAAGAAGGGCUAUGCCGACGAUGCCCAGGUCGACUUUGCCAGUGCCGAUGCCUUGAUCAGUGAGCCCGUCACGGUCAAGCGCAUCGACAUUGGCGACGCCACGGUCUCGUCGCUGGACUUUACGGCCGACAUCCAGUUGGUCAUGACCCGGCCGGGCCGCCUCAACAUGCUCUGCGGCUGGUUCGACACCUGGUUCGAGGCCGAGGAUGGAGAAACGGGCGAGAAGGCCGAGAGUGUCUUUUUCUCGACUGGCCCUCGGACCACGGGCACUCACUGGAAGCAGACCAUGUUCAUCCUCGAGAAUCCGAUCGAUGUCGAAUCGGGUACCGUGGUGGAGGGACAGUUCGUCACCAAGAAAUCGAUCGAGAAUCACCGUGAGCUUGUCGUGACGAUUGACCUUGUGGUCAAGUCGAGCACCGGGCAGCCAGUGCUGAAGGAUGGCCAGCCGCUCCGCAUCCAGCAAAAGUUCCAGGUCCGCUGAACCAGCGGCAUCCUCUGUCCGAGUCUGUGUUUGGUUGGGUUGCUCAUCACACCGGCAAGCACUCGGGCCAGAG
Polychytrium aggregatum is the source of this 1945-nucleotide messenger RNA. RefSeq names its product S-adenosyl-L-methionine-dependent methyltransferase. The record is from RefSeq and is a predicted model, not a curated record. Gene Ontology annotation, molecular function: protein-arginine N-methyltransferase activity. The transcript has 9 exons. Gene Ontology annotation, biological process: peptidyl-arginine methylation. Bases 151 to 1872 code for a protein of 573 amino acids. Lineage: Eukaryota; Fungi; Chytridiomycota; Chytridiomycetes; Polychytriales. Gene Ontology annotation, cellular component: nucleus.